Messenger RNA from Linderina pennispora, 806 nucleotides. RefSeq lists its product as uncharacterized. The record is from RefSeq and is a predicted model, not a curated record. The transcript has a single exon. Lineage: Eukaryota; Fungi; Kickxellomycota; Kickxellomycetes; Kickxellales; Kickxellaceae. The coding region runs from base 180 to 707 and encodes 175 amino acids.
CACCCCUCUAGUUACUACUAUGACGCCGCAUUCUGGUACUGUAAACAAAUGUGCCGCUGUUGUGUUGGUGAGUGCUGAUAUGCUAUGCACUUAUAUUACUUACUACCAGGAGUGCCAUUGACAGAACCUCGCUCGUAGAUUCCAUUGACCCCAGAGCCUCGAGACACUUCAAUACCGCUAUGAGUGACACCAAGUCCAUUUACCUCUUGGCUCAAGGGAACCCAGCGACGCUCCUUUUCUCAAUGUAUUUUUUGAUCCCAUUUUAUUCCAUAAAACUCAUGUUUGCCUACCCUGCCACAGGGUUCAUAGUACUUGAUACAAUCUCAGGUACAGUGGUUUGGAUGUGUAUGUCGGAGAUGUCACCGACCGAUGGUGUCUCCUUUGCAAUACUUUCUGGGCUAGAGUUUGGAACCAGAUUGAGGAGGAUGCUAUCAGUAGCAGGUUCUGAGGAGGUAAUACCCUCUCCAAUCAAGUCAACAUCAGCAACCAGGCUAUCUGAAACUUGGUCUGCUGUGGCCUCUCCUGUAGUUGAACCAACGACGACAGCUUCGGGAUCGGGAACACCAUCAUCUGUGGACCCAUUGCUGCUAGAAAACCCAUGGACCUCAAGUGAAUCAACGCUGCCAGUGUCAACAUCAACAGACUGCGUGUCUCCAUUGGAAGUCGACACCGUCUCAGAUGCUGGCUCUGCAUCUUCAACCCCGUAAUCCGUCUGAGUACCAUCCAAACUCCAGUUUUCGCUAUCAGGCCUCGACUCCAUGGCGCCUGGUCUUUCUUUGUUAUCUGUCGCUGACAAUUCUGGCUAC